This is a messenger RNA of Anopheles stephensi (Asian malaria mosquito), 5942 nucleotides long. Its product is annotated as apoptosis-resistant E3 ubiquitin protein ligase 1. The record is from RefSeq and is a predicted model, not a curated record. Lineage: Eukaryota; Metazoa; Arthropoda; Insecta; Diptera; Culicidae. Gene Ontology annotation, molecular function: ubiquitin-protein transferase activity. The transcript is spliced from 10 exons. Gene Ontology annotation, biological process: protein polyubiquitination; negative regulation of apoptotic process; positive regulation of protein catabolic process. Bases 1052 to 3838 code for a protein of 928 amino acids.
UUCGUCCGAUACGGAGCACGACCUCCUGGAAGAUCGCAACACAUCCUCCAGCCCAGUCUAACUCCAUUCAGUCCAAAGCCUUGUUUUUUUGUUUGUUCCACAACCUUCCUUCCAACACCCUUGUUCCGCCCUACUUCGUUCGGCCAACAUCAUCCUCGGUUUUUUUUCUUCUGUUUGCUGUCGGAUCCGUUAUCCCCCUGGUGCGUGCGUGUGAUAUUUGAUCUCCGUUUCCUGGUUGCACCGCUUUUCCGUGUGUUUUUUUUUUCUUUCCGACCUUACACCAGUAAAACGAGCAAGAUCCUAGCCUAGAUCAACAACAAACCAACAACAAACCUGGAACAAAACGAAAGUCAACCUGUCAAUUCAAAGCAAACACACCAAGUGGGUGGCCCAUGUCCACCGCACGGAAACAAUUAGUGUUCAAACAAUUUUGCAACCUCGCGUAGCCCAAUUUUUCGCUUCCCGGGAGCAGCCCCGGGGCCAGUAAUCGAACGAAUAAGUGUGUGGUGAGGCGGCCAACGUGCGACAAAGACACCACAUCCAACCACAUCCCGGCGGCCUAAGUCGAAAAUCAACAUCCAUUUUUCGCAGUGUGAUAAGAGUGAUCAAACAGGCGGUGCAGUAGGUACGGGUGUUUGCUGGAGUCGGUCGCUGUUGCCGAGCCGCGUGUGCCGUCGGACAAUGUCAAGGUGCCUAGCUGCGUAUUGUCAACAGCGCCAUCGUCAGACCAUCCACCGCCAGCGGUCGGUGGUCGUGCCGCAAUCGAAAGCUUUAAUAAACAGUGCAUUGUUACCGGUGGAGCACUAGGGAGUAGCGUGGCCAUAUUAUUCAAACGCCUCCAAUCACCCUAUAUAUGCCAAUAAUAUGCGAUAAGUUCGGUGAAUGCAUAGAAGCACAAGAAGCACAUUUGUAUUGUAUUUCGCGCAAACGACCGUACGAGCGUUCGCGUGUGAUCGUGUGAGACAACAAAUUAUUCGCUCAAAAUAUCGGUGUGAGUGUGUGCUUUUGCUGUUGUGAUAGCUCUAGUGCUUAAGGAACGCACAAAGCCAACAUGUACAACAUGUGGGCUCCGGAAUCGGAAAUCAACUCGAUUGCCUUUACCAACAUCCGUCAUUCGGUGUCUGCUUCGUCUGGCAUCUCGACGCUCUCGAGCUGCGGAGAUCCGGAGCGCCUGCCGGAGCUACCACCGGGAGAUGAACAGCGUCUUCAGCGUGCUGCCUUGAAUCUACAACAGAAACUAAUACUUCGCGAGUGGCUUAAGGAGCAUCGACUGCAGCAUCAUUAUUCCAGAUUGGUUGCCAUCGAGGUUACGGCACUGGAAGAUGUGUACUGGCUGGAAGAUUCCCGGGCCAGCCAGAUCCUGGGCAAGGAUUGGCCGAUCUGGUCGACCGCCCGCCAAAAACUGCCAACCUCCAAAGCCAACCUGGAAGCCUUAAAAGCCGACCUGUGGUCCACGGUUGUGAAGUCGAGCCAGCAUCAGGAUGCGUGGACGUGGGGCGGUAUGCUGGUGGUUUCGGUGUCGGUGGCCGGUCUCGUUACGCUCGCCGCCAUGACGCAGCCCUCGCUCGCACCGGAAGCACGCCACUCGCUGCUCCAGUACGUGACCGGGAAGUAUCUGCUGCCGGCGAACUGCAAGGUGCACUGGGACUGGACCGAUCCGGCCCGGGUCGGCGGUACGAUGUGCUUUACCGUGCGGUUCCACCAGCGCAACGGUCAGGCAUAUCCCAUCUGUGAUACGGAUCAGUUCUUCGUCGAGGUUACCGAGGGUACGCGCAAGAUCGUCACGAUCAGCGAGCUCGGUUCGCCGACCGAUCCGAACAAUGCCAACAUAGCGAAGGUUAAGUUUACGGUGCGCGCUGCCGGCCAGUACAAAAUUUCGGUCCUCAUCGGGUCCAGCCACAUUGCGGGCAGUCCGUUCCUGAAGACUUUUGCCCCGGGACCGAUGGAUGCACGGCGCUCGCGACUUAUCCGGCCGGCCAGUACGGUGGUGUGCUGUGCCGGUGCACCAACCUUCCUGCACAUUGAGCCGCGCGAUGAGCACGGCAAUACGUGCCAGUUUGAGGCGGACUGUGAUCCGAUCAAGGGGUACAGCAUCGACAUCUUCGAUCUCUACGGUAAUCAUAGUGAUAAGUUUGGCAGCGCGGUUACCUUCUCGUACGAUAAGGUAAACGCACGCAUUAGUCUGACCGCCCUGUUUCCCGAGCCGGUCUGUCUGCGGGCGGUGGUAAGCUACGAGGCGCACCCGAUACCGAACGGUGACUUUGACAUUAUUGUGCUGAGCAGCAGUGAUACGACGCUGGUGCACAAGAACAUUGCGUCGCGCAAGCACAACAUCUGCUACGAGGCCAAGCUGUUCAGCAUCUACGGCCAGCAACGGUGGACCAAACCGCGCAAAGUGCUUUGCUACGUGGGACCGAAGCAGGUCACGAUUAAGGAGAUGAUCCUGAAAAUCAUUCCCAAGCGUAUCGCAACGUUUCGUCUCUGUCCUUCCACUAAGUUCCAUUUUCUUCCACCAUCAACCAUUCAAAUGAACAACAGCCACGGUGCGAUCUUCAUCAUUGACGAUGGCUGCCAGCCCAAGAUCGAGCUGGCAUCGAAGGAGCGUAACGUCAUCGCGGCCACCUUCACACACUUUCUGCUGAAGAACAUCGGCGGCUCGGAAACGUUCAAAGACAAGCAAGACUUCUUCUACCACGAAGUGCGACUUGUACGCAAGUUCCAUUCCAACUACUACCACGAGAAGCUAUCGCUGAAGGUGCAGCGGGACAAAAUCCUCGAGUCGAGCAUGAAGGCGACCAAGAACUUUUCCGUAUCGGAUUGGUGUGGCAAUUUUGAAGUUACAUUCCAAGGAGAGCAAGGAAUCGAUUGGGGUGGCUUAAGACGCGAAUGGUUCGAGCUGGUAUGCAGUGCCCUAUUUGACCCCCGUGGUGGUCUUUUCUGUACAUUCCACGACAAACGCCAGGCACUGGUCCACCCGAACCCGAACCGUCCACCUCACCUGAAGCUCAAGCACUUUGAGUUUGCGGGCAAGGUCGUCGGCAAGUGUCUGUACGAGUCGGCGCUCGGUGGAACCUACCGGCAGCUGGUACGGGCACGCUUUUCACGCUCCUUUCUGGCCCAGCUGAUUGGGCUUCGCGUACACUACAAGUACUUCGAGCAGGACGAUCCCGAUCUGUAUCUGUCCAAGAUCAAGUACAUUCUCGAGACGGAUCUGGACACGAGCGAGAAUUUGGAGCUGUACUUCGUGGAGGAGAUGUACGACCAAAGCGGCCAGCUGCAGAAGACGGUCGAGCUCAUCCCGAACGGGGCGAAGGUGAGGGUGACGAACGCCACCAAGAACCAGUACCUGGACGCGUUGGCUCAGCAGCGGCUGUGCAACAAUGUGCGUGAGGAGAUCGAUAGCUUCCUGAAGGGAUUGAACGGGAUCAUUCCGGAUAAUUUGUUGAGCAUUUUUGAUGAGAACGAGCUGGAGUUACUUCUUUGUGGUACGGGCGAGUACUCUAUCGCCGACUUCCGGGCGAAUCACAUCGUAAACGGAGGUUCGGCCGAGUUCCGCCGUGUUCUUGGUUGGUUUUGGGCCGCUGUCGGUAACUUUUCCCAAACCGAGAUGGCUCGUCUGCUUCAGUUUACUACCGGUUGUUCGCAGUUACCUCCGGGAGGCUUUCAGGAGUUGAAUCCCAGGUUUCAAAUAACUGCAGCUCCCACAUUUGGUAAUCUUCCUACAGCUCACACUUGUUUCAACCAACUUUGCUUGCCGGACUACGAAAGCUACGAGCACUUUGAGAAAGCCCUUAUGUUCGCCAUCAGCGAGGGAACGGAAGGAUUUGGCAUGGUUUAAAACCAUUCCUGCUGUGAUGCUGGUACACCCGGACACACACACACUAAAUGGCACCGUUCUGUACACUUCUUUUACUCUUUGGUGCCAAAUGGGUUUGGUUGUAUUUGUCUCUACUUCCUACUACUAUUACUACUACUACUACUACUACUACUACUACAUUCCUUUCUGUGUCGCUCGAUUCGGUAAAACAUCUUCAGGAUCUGAUCAAGAGACGCAAGAUCCCUGCACAAUCCCCAUACCAAACCUUUCUCUGUGCCAAACUCCUGUCUACUCUAGUUGCAUUUACGCGGUUCAGCGAUCAGCCAUCCAGCGCUUGGAUGGCCCAUUGCCCUUUACCCGUGGGAGGGAGCAAGUUUGGGUUGUUUGGAAGUGAUGUUUGAACGAGAGUAAGGGUUAGAGUAAAAACACACAAGCUUAGACACCAAUUCAACCCGCGUUUCAGUAGCGUUUGUUUGUAACGAUUCUAGAGCAUAUUGACAGACAGCUACACACCUUGCUAGCGGUGUGCGCUUCCUUUAGGGCCAAUGUUUGCAGUACCAGUACGUGUCCGUUCGAUGCUUACGCUGUGCUUAGCCGUUGCGUUGAGAGCAAUAUUUAGCCCGAAAGCGUGUAGCGCAUAGUGUGGCAUUCAUUUCUCCAUGAACCUCAUUCAUUCCAUAUCUUUAGGCUGGUGGCAGAGCAGAAGGAACAAUGGUCGAAGCUCCAGCGAGUUUUGGAGAUAAAAUAAUAAGAUUAAUAUUCAACUAAUUUGAACUGCCCGCCCCAAAACAACAGUCCAAACACGUUUGAUCCCUUCGGUAACUGGAACUGGAAUACAAGCAAAUAGAUGCUGAUUCUGUGAUACUUAAGAAAAAAAGCUAACUCAACGCCAACGCCGUGUACCAACCUACUUCUAGUACCAACCAAACACCCAAAAUUCUAAUAUUUAGAAAUUUACCGACACUCCAACACUUUGCGAUGAGAAAUUUGGAUUUUUGGAGGAGUUCUUGACAAGCGAUGGAUCAUUUGACACAAAGGGGAAAGGUCUAAUUUCCCACGGAUUGUACUUCGAUUCCAGUUCCAGACAGUAAGAGAGCGAUAUCAAAACACAUGUUUAGCAUACAUUUAUCAAAUACUCGUUUGACAACCAAUACAAGCGCCCUCGCUGGCGACCAGGAUGGGCGGUACAGAUGUGACGGAUAGUGUGAAAACCCACAUACCAAAAGCUUUUAAUUCGAGUUCAAAAUUUAGAUGUUAAAUAUCCUAACCUAACCUGUAAACGAUGCCCAAUAACAUAUGAUAUAAACAAGCAACACUCGUAGGGCCUAACACACACGGAGUAGUGUAAUUGAUGCAGUCGACGGUCGGCUCGAUUCGAUGGGAACAUGUUUUCGACAGAACUUUUCGUUACCAGCAUUGGAAGCAGCGGACGGGAGGAAGUUAAUAUGAAACUUUUACACAAAUCAUCAUCGUAUAAAAGCGCCACCAAAAUUAACACUCGGAUAACCAUUGCCCAAAAUGGUGUGUCACACGUGAUCGGAAGUGAGAUUUUCAAAUGUCGUUUAUUUGUAAACCAGAACACCACUAAGCAAGCAGCAUACAUGCAAGCAGCUAGCCGUAAAAAGAUAUGUAAACACACACACUUAGAUACACACACACACACAAACAAUUUGCCACCGGUGCGCUUAGCCAUUUGCUGCGACUAUACGGAGGAGGAGAGAAGGGUUGGAAGGAUAUGGAAGUGGGGAGGGGGAUGCAAUUUUUUGUCCAGCGAAUGCGAUGUGAGGAAUUGAUGUGUUUUUUUCCCCCCCGCGUGACCACCGUGUGCCAUCCGCGGAAAGCAAUAAAAUGUCGACGUUUUCUGUUUUCCCGUGCUGUGUGUGCGCGCUAAUUGGUGCGCACGUGAUAGAAGCGGUGGAGCCGGGAAAAAGGGUACGGAAGGAGAUGAGAUUGAGGGGGAGGGAAAUUGAUAAACCAAACCAGUAAUACAGUUUGUUAGAUGAGCGCAAUCUCUUAGGCGUCACUCUCUGCGACGGACUAAAUGUGUUAAGCGUUGUAGACUGUUUCGCAUGGAGUGAAAGUGAAAUAAAUAUUAGUGCAUAAUCGAACGGAUUAGGAACCAAGA